UUUUCGUACUCAAGCCAAGCGAAGUUUCUUAUGACACGGCCAAAAAACAUGGCGGACAAGACUACCAAACGAAAAGCAUUUGAAAUCCCCGUUUUGGACGAUAUAGACGAAGUUGUUCAAGUUACCCCAGUUUUUACACGUAGGACAAAAACAAGGAAUGCAGGGGAAUGUAGAACAAGUAUUUCUAAGCCGGAAAACUCUAAAACCGUUCAGAAAUUGCCAACGAAACCAAGCGAGAAAAAUGAGCAAAUUCCCGCUCCCUGUAUUAAUAGGCAGAGCGAAACUGAAAAGGCUACCGAUAUAGAGACGGUUCAAAGUGACGCUGGUGCAACGAAGGAAUCGAAUAAGAGUGAAUCCUGUGAAAUAACUGUUGGUAAAAAUUUUUUAGAGACAUUUGCGUUUAUUGAGAAUACGAAAUAUUACGAGGCGCCCAAAGCAUCGACGUCGAAAAACCCCAAAUCUUCAGAAACUGUGUAAGUCGGAAUGUUCUCUAAAAUUUCUUAGACUAACAACAUUGGCUUGUUCUGCCAGGAAAAAUGAGGAGGGAUGGCUUUUAGUUUUAUAAAUAUUAAUAAUAAUAUUAACAGCUGAAUAUAGCUCAGCAAGGGUCAUCUCUAAUUGUCUCCAGGUUGGUUUACGCUAUCAAAGUUUUUGUGAUCAUAGUAAGAAUUUUGCAUAGGUAAAGUUUACAAGAAAUGUUUGAGGGAACUGACUCAGUGUUAAAUUACUCAGUUCCCAUAAUUCUUUCUGGAAUUCUGGAGAAAACAUACAAAUGCAAAUUAAUUGUAAUCGGUCACCAAUCCCAAUUGUACUGUGUAAACUCUGAACGAAAAUCCAAACACAAACAUCCUAAUCACUAUUUUAUUUAAUCACACCACUGUCUUCUGCAUUCUGUCUUAAUCUAAACCUUAUAUGUCCUUAAUCCUGGGUUCGUACAAAACUUGAAAGUCUUUGAAUGUCCUUGAAUUUGAAAACAAAAAUUCAAGGACUUGAAUGUCCUUAGUUUGCAAAGAAGUACUUGAAAGUCAUUGCUUAGUUUAUGGAUACUUUCUGAAAUUGUUUGACAUUCAAAACGGACAUUUUGUUGAAUUGAUUUUGCAUGUUCAUGUGUGGCAAAGCUGUUUGAAACUCAUUAAAGUUGAAUUUUGAACAAUUCGACGUCACAUUUUACUGAAGUAUUUAGUCCUUGAAUUUGCUGAUACAUGGCCUUAGUGAAAAGUCCUUGAAUUUGACUCUUCCCGACAUGUAUGAACCCUGUUAAUCCCUGAUCACUAGUUUAAUAUCCUUUAUGCCUUAAUUUUGAACUUCACUGUUUUCCAGUAGUUCAAAGCUUGGUCAAGAACAGGCAGUUAAAACUCAAGUUAACUCAUCAAAAUCAAACACACUCCUUGUUAAUCAGAGACAGGUAAUAGCCAUACGCAACACGAUGACGACUCAGAGCCGUCUGAAGCAUCUUCUUACGUUAGAAUUCAUUUGAUUUAAUAUGAAAAAAAAUCAUAUUUAUGAGAAUGAUUCUGUGAUAGAAUUCAAACAUGCCACGUUCUCAAAGAUAAAGGUGGUGAUCUAGAACGCCAAAGACGCCAGUUGGAACAAGCCAACAAGGCAAUGAAAUUUUCGUCAUUCAUUCCUGCAAUGUUAUAACUGCACGCAUAUAAAUCUCACAGCGUGUCAACAAGAUGUGUUCGUACUGCUUGUUCCCAGUUGUUGACAAGUGUGGAACAAGUUGUUAUCAUCUUGUAACAAGAUUGAUAAGGCCAACAGACUCACAACAAGUUGUUCCAACAAGUCUGAUAUCGUCUGCACGUAACAAGUCGUCAACAAAUUGAUGACAACAAGCUCGUAGCAAAUUGUUACGAACAGCCUGUAUUAGUCUUGUUGGAACAACUUGUAGCAAGUCUGUUACCGUCAUCAAUCUUGUAACAAGGUGAUAACAACUUGUUCCAGACUUGUCACAACAACUGGGAACAAGCAGUGCGAACACAUCCUGAUAUCGGCUUCACAACAACCUUGUUAAAACUUGUUUGCAGAUUUGCGACAACUUGCGCGUUUUUACGUGUGUAGUAUGGACGAUUUAGUAAUAGAAUUAGUUCAGAUUUGGACACUUUACUUACAGGUUCUUCUGCCUGAAUAUUAUAUAAUUUCUGUAUCUCAAUUCAGUACAUAAAUUGUGUAUAAAUUAACGAGGACCUGUACUUAAUUUUUCUUACACAUGGGUUAUCUUCAGAAAGGGAAUCCAGUUCUGAAGUUCUUUCGCAAUGUACCCUGGGAAUAUAGUGACAUCAUUCCUGAUUACGUCAUGGGACAGAGAAUUUGUGCCGUAUUUCUGAGGUGAGAUCAUGUUUGACAGUUUUUUGGUUCGAUACUUUAACAUACUAAAUAUGCAGCAUUAUUUCGAUAUUGCAACAUUAUUUCGACACUAUGUUGGAUCGGCUUCGACUUUAAAAUUUCAUUCGACAAAAAUGUUUCUUGCUUAUGGCCGAUUUACAAGUUGAGUUGUACUGUGUUAGCGGUCGGUAAAUAAAGUUUUUCUAUCUAUAGGUAAAUUGUGUGCUUGAUUUACACAGUACAACUCAAGUUGUAAGCAGGUUGCAUGCGACAGUUUUAGGCAAACGUUGUGUGGUGUAAAUCUGCCUUUAGAGUCGUUUAAAGUUGAGAAGUGAGAGUUUGCAUGCGAGUUAAUUCCUCGAGUUGUUUUAAGUAUACUGGUCAUCUCAAUGUGUUACAGUACCAUAGUUUAAAAGACGACGUAUCUUUUUAGCAUCCGUUAUCACAACUUUAAUCCAGACUACAUUCACGAAAGAUUAAAACAACUUGGAAAUCGUUAUGAUGUGAGAAUUUUACUUGUACAAGUCGAUAUCGUAAGUGAAUUUAUGAAAAACGUUCUAAAUUCAUAACCAUCCAUACGAAACGAAUUUAACCUGAAAUGGCUAAAAUUGCUAAAUAGCUCAAUGUUUUUAACAUAUUGUUUUUUCUUCAUACAGAAAGACCCACAUAAAACGUUGAAGGAGCUAACAAAAAUAGCCAUUUUGGCUGACUGUACUUUGAUGCUUGCUUGGAGGUGGGUGCAUGGCAUAUGUUGUAACUAGACGUAUCUCCCCAGAGGGGGACUAGCCCCACCCUACCCCAGACUAAACUCAGCCCAUGUAUACUGGAAAUCUGGAAUGUUCUAUCAACUACACAUAUAAAAAUCUCACAACUUGUCAACAAGAUGUGUUCGCAACAGGUUUGUAGCAAGCUUGUCAACAAGUUGUAACAAUGCUGUUAUUUUAUCAAGUUGCUACAAGGUUGUCACUCACAACUUGCCGACAAAUUGUUGAAAUGCAGGACGAUAACAAGUUGUUGGAACAACUUGUAACGAGUCUGUUGAGCUCAACAACCUUGUAGCAAGUUGCUAACAAGCCGUUGACAACUUUUCAACAAGCUGGUAACAAGCAGUGCGAACACAUCCUGUUGACAAGUUGUUGGAACAGCAUUCCUACAAGUCUGCUGCAGGUUUGUUACAACUUGUGCGUUUUUACGCGUGUAGAGUGUAGUUGACAAGUUGCGAGAUUUUGACGUUUGUACUCCAAAACAUUAUGUGGUUUUAUUUCUAUUCAACAGCGCCGAAGAAGCAGCACGAUACAUAGAAAUGUACAAAAUCUACGAAAAUAAACCGCCAGAGGCUCUUCAGGGGCAAACAAGCACCGAUUAUCUAUCAAAAGUA
Messenger RNA from Paramuricea clavata, 3703 nucleotides. The record is from the annotation of a GenBank genome assembly. NCBI's taxonomy places the organism in Eukaryota, Metazoa, Cnidaria, Anthozoa, Malacalcyonacea, Plexauridae.